Molecule: messenger RNA, 1018 nt
Organism: Austrofundulus limnaeus
Lineage: Eukaryota; Metazoa; Chordata; Actinopteri; Cyprinodontiformes; Rivulidae
Biological process (GO): DNA integration
Molecular function (GO): nucleic acid binding
Source: RefSeq, a predicted model, not a curated record
ACGCAGCACAUGGCAAACCUUCCAGCUGAUCAUGUGACUCCAAGUCAACCACCUUUCACUAGUGUUGGAGUCGAUUAUUUUGGUCCCAUUAACAUCAAAAGAGGACGCAGUGAAGUGAAAAGAUAUGGAUGUCUGUUCACUUGCCUAACCACCAGGGCCAUUCAUUUGGAGGUCGCUCACACCUUAGACACAGAUUCUUUCAUAAAUGCUCUACAACGAUUCAUGGCUCGUCGGGGAACACCUCUACUAAUACGCUCAGACAACGGGAUGAACUUCGUUGGUGCUCGCCAUGAAUUACAGAAGGCUCUGGAUGAAUGGAACCAGCAAAAGAUUGAGAAACAUCUACUACAGCAAGAGACACAAUGGAAGUUUAAUCCCCCCACAGCUUCCCACAUGGGAGGUGUAUGGGAGAGACAAAUCCGUUCAGUGCGCUCAAUUCUCAUGAACCUUACCAGGCAACAGACUCUAGAUGAUGAAGGACUGAUGACAUUUUUUUGCAUUGUUGAGAAAAUUGUCAACGGAAGGCCACUAACAAAACUGUCUGAGGACCCAAGAGAUGGUCAGCCCUUGACCCCAAAUGAUUUGCUUCUGCUGAGACCUGAGUGUACUCUCCCCCCUGGUCACUUUGUGAAACAGGACCUUUACCGUCGGCGCUGGCGCCAGGUCCAGUAUUUGGCAGAUGUUUUCUGGUCACGAUGGGUGAAGGAAUACUUACCUGAUCUACAGCAAAGACAGAAGUGGUACCACCCUUCCAGGAACUAUAAGGUUGGUGAUCUUGUACUAAUCCUGCAUGAAUCCACACCUCGCAGCCAGUGGCCUCUUGGUUUGGUCACUGAUGUCAACAUUGGAACUGAUGGAUUGGUACGGUCAGUGCAAGUAAAGACUCUUACGGGUACUUAUACUCGCCCCAUACACAAACUUUGUUUGCUGGAAGGUAAUAUGGAUGAGUAGACUCUCGGACCUUCGGCAUGUGUUUUCCACAUAACUUCAUGUUCAAUAUUGUAGUAAACUUUCUGAC